Funneliformis caledonium is the source of this 147-nucleotide messenger RNA. The record is from the annotation of a GenBank genome assembly. Lineage: Eukaryota; Fungi; Glomeromycota; Glomeromycetes; Glomerales; Glomeraceae.
AUGGAAUCUGAAGAAGAAAGUGAUGCAUCAACAUUUGAAUCAGAGAUUGACAGUGAUGAAGAUUUAAUAACGCAAAUAAAUAAACAGAAGGGAGAAAAGAUGAAAGAUGAAUCAAUACGUAAGACACCGAAUUUACAAAAGAAAAAG